CGCGAAUCGCGAAUCCCAGGCAUCAGAGGGCGCUUGGUACAUUUUUGCGUUAUGUUUUUUCCGAGGGACAGAAGGGUGCUCAGUGUGUAGAAUCGUGAUUUUUUCCGAAUUUUGCCGCUUUCACACACAAGAACCAGACGAACCGAACACCCAAUGAAUAUACCUGAAAAUGGCUGACGAACAGGAAAUCAGGCGGCUCGAGCUACUCUGCAAGCAAUUGUAUGAAUCCCAGGACAGCGGCAUCCGAUCCGAAGCGGAAAAAUCGUUAGUGGUGUUUCAGGACAGCUCAAAUGCCCUCACAAAAUGCCAAGCUUUGCUGGACAGGGGCGACUCUGCCUAUGCCCAACUAUUGGCAGCCACCACUCUGACCAAACUAGUCUCCAGAAGUUCCCAUGGUCUGAGCGUUCAACAAAGAGUCGAUAUACGGAAUUACAUUCUGAAUUAUCUGGCCACCAGGCCCAAGUUGCCCACUUUUGUUGUACAGGCUCUAGUGACGCUUUUCGCUCGAAUCACCAAACUGGGCUGGUUCGAUGCCCACAAGGAAGAACUCUUGUUUAGAAAUGUGGUGGCCGAUAUCAGCAAAUUUCUACAGGGCUCAGUUGAACAUUGCAUGAUCGGCGUGCAGCUCCUUUCGCAACUCACCAGCGAAAUGAAUCAGAUAACCGACAUUGAAGCGAAUAGGUCGUUAACGAAGCAUAGGAAAAUAGCCUCCUCCUUUAGAGAUACGCAGCUAUUCGAAAUAUUUAGGCUAUCGUGUAGCUUGCUUAGUACGGCUAGAGAAAGCUGCAAGAAUCUAAACUUCAACGAUGAACAUCAACAUGGGCUAAUGACUCAUCUACUGCGGCUAUCGCAGAACUGUUUAACCUUCGAUUUCAUAGGAACUUCUACUGAUGAGUCCUCUGAUGACUUGUGUACAGUCCAGAUACCGACUAGUUGGCGACCGGCAUUUCUGGAUUUUACAACGUUAAAGUUAUUCUUCGAUUUGUACGAUUCGCUUCCCAACACGCUUUCGAAUCUAGCUUUAACGUGUUUGGUGCAAAUCGCCUCCGUGCGACGAUCAUUGUUCAGCAAUACGGAAAGAGCAAAGUUCUUAACUCAUCUGGUCAAUGGCGUCACACAUAUCCUGAGGAAUCCACAAAGCUUAAGCGACCCGGCCAAUUAUCACGAAUUCUGCAGACUGUUGGCAAGACUGAAGACGAAUUAUCAGUUAGGCGAACUGGUCAUGGUCGAUGGCUAUCCGGAGACUAUUCAGUUGAUCACUAAAUUCACAAUUCAAAGCCUCCAGAUGUGGCAGUUCGCGCCUAACAGUAUUCACUAUCUGCUGUCUUUAUGGCAAAAAAUGGUAGCUUCAGUGCCGUACGUGAAGGCGACCGAACCGCAUCUACUGGAGCAAUACGCGCCUGGAGUCACUAGUGCAUAUGUAAGCGCAAGACUCGAAUCCGCCGCUGUGGUAGUCAGAGAAGGCUUAGAAGAUCCCUUAGACGAUCUCGGAAUGCUGCAUCAGCAACUGGAACAACUAUCUGUGAUCGGUCGUUGCGAGUAUGUUCAAACCUGUACUGUUCUGGUGCAACUGUUUGAUCGAACGGCCGCUGCUUACCAGGACCUACUGGCUUCUUCCGCUCAACCCGUUGAGAUUGCUGUGAAAGAAGCACAACUCACCUGGUUAGUUUAUAUUAUUGGAGCUUCGAUCGGAGGUCGUGUAUCGUUCAAUUGCAACGAGGAGCACGACACAAUGGAUGGAGAACUUGUCUGUCGAGUUCUUCAGUUGAUGAAUUUGACCGAUAAUCGGUUGGCUCAAGGUGGCUGUGAAAAGUUGGAACUUGCGAUGUUAACCUGCUUCGAAUACUUUAGGAAAACCUAUGUGGGCGAUCAAGUUCAACGGAAUUCCAAAGUGUACAGGCGGUUAUCGGAAGUUCUGGGGUUGAGUGAAGAACCGAUGGUGCUUAGCGUAUUUAUGAGGAAAAUCAUAACAAAUUUGAAGUAUUGGGGACGAAAUGAGACGUUAAUCGGGAAAACUCUGCAUCUUUUAAGCGAACUGUCGGUCGGGUACAGUUGCGUCAGGAAGCUAGUAAAAUUAGACGAGGUCGAAUUUAUGCUCAACAACCACACAAGCGAGCAUUUUCCAUUCUUGAGCAACACAGCCCAAGUCAAGGAAAUGAAAUGCCGUUCGCUGUUUUAUACGGCGUUGGGCAGGCUGCUCACGGUGAACUUAGGAGAGGAUGAGGAGCGGUUCCAUAAUUUUUUGUUGCCCUUAACAACUUCGUUCGAAAGUUUAGGGCUGCUACUAACCGCAUCCGAUACGUCCAUAUUUGUGACCGAAGACGUUAAAAAGGUCCUAAUUGGCUUGGCCCGAGACCUGCGAGGAUUAACAUACUCGUUUAUCUCCAAGCUAUCAUACAUGAUGCUCUUUGAAUGGAUAUAUCCAAACUAUACUCCAAUUUUCCUUAGAGCGAUCGAGCUGUGGUACCAUGAUCCUGAGGUCACAACGCCCGUGCUCAAGUUCUUUACCGAAUUAGUUCAUAACAGAUCGCAACGGCUACAGUUUGAUGUUUCAUCACCGAACGGCAUAUUGCUCUUCAGGGAAGCUAGCAAAAUUAUCUGUAGUUAUGGAACUCGUAUCUUAAACGUAGAGGUAACCAAAGAACAAACGUACUCCAUGAAGCUGAAAGGGAUUUCAAUAUGUUUCUCCAUGCUAAAAUCGGCGCUUUGUGGCAGCUACGUGAAUUUCGGCGUGUUUCGAUUGUACGGCGAUGAAGCGCUAGACAACGUCUUGAAUGUGUUCGUUAAAAUGCUGUUGUCCAUUUCCCAUAGCGAUCUGCUAGAUUAUCCAAAAUUGUCCCAGACGUACUAUUCCCUGCUCGAGUGUCUGGCUCAGGACCACAUGCCGUUCUUAGCGACAAUGGAACCACAUGUUUUCCUGUACAUCCUCACAUCGAUCUCUGAAGGAAUGCAAGCCUUAGGUGGGCGUUAUAAUCACUUUACAGAUACCACGGUCUGUACAGGAUGUUGCACCACUCUGGACCAUAUCGUUUCCUAUAUAUUCAAGCAUCUGACUCAGAAAACUUUCCCUUUGAAAAAUCAAGGCAACCCGGCCACAGCAGAAAUGUUUCUGAAAGUGCUAGAGAUGCACCCGGAGAUUCUGCACCAAAUCUUGAACUUUAUCUUAAAUGCCGUGAUGUACGAAGAUUGCCGAAAUCAGUGGUCAAUGUCCAGACCGCUACUUGGAAUUAUCCUGCUGCACGAGGACUAUUUUGCGCAAAUGCGAGAAAAUAUCAUCAGGAGUCAGCAUCCAGAUAAACAAGCGAUCAUGGCCAAAUGGUUUGAUACUUUAAUGGAUGGAGUAGAAAGAAAUUUGCUAGUUACUAAUAGAGAUAGAUUUACACAUAAUUUAUCAAUAUGCAGACGAGAUAUGUACGAUUCCCUGAAAGUUUGCAAUCCGAACAAUUCGGUGACUGAUAUGAUGACUUCAUAGCUAUUGCAUAUCGGUCUAAGUGCGAUUUGUAUAAAGUAAACGAAUAAAAGUGGGAAGUGCACGGCGGACCGUUAAUAGUUAGUUUAUUUAUAGUUUCACCGUUACGUUUCUGCAUUUAAUUUUAUUAUGAUGUAGUCAACUGAUUGUCUGUAUUGGUAUUUAAAAUGUAAACUCAUUUUUGGACAACCAGCUUAUUAAAUUCAUUAGGUUGUAAAGAAUAUUCCUAAUUUAGACGACUGUUUCAAUAAAAUCAUGAAAACAAAAACCAGUUUUUAUGGUUGUCUCAGAAUGGGCACUUAAAAUUAAAUAAUGGUGAGUGUUAGGAAUCAUCGUGUGGGUUUUCAUUUCCUGUAUACAAAGUAUGUUAAAGGAUGCAGGAUGAUCAAUGGAUUUUACUUGGUUAUACUUUGUACAUUGUUUAUAGACUUUGUAAUGUAAAAAACUUGUAAGAUUUUUACAAAUAAUAUAUGAAGCUUCAUUGCAGGAAA
This is a messenger RNA of Dendroctonus ponderosae (mountain pine beetle), 3960 nucleotides long. It is a transcript of the gene Ranbp16, whose product is annotated as exportin-7. Gene Ontology annotation, molecular function: small GTPase binding; nuclear export signal receptor activity. The transcript is spliced from 18 exons. The record is from RefSeq and is a predicted model, not a curated record. Gene Ontology annotation, biological process: protein export from nucleus. Bases 170 to 3472 code for a protein of 1100 amino acids. Lineage: Eukaryota; Metazoa; Arthropoda; Insecta; Coleoptera; Curculionidae. Gene Ontology annotation, cellular component: nuclear pore; cytoplasm.